AUGAGACAGUUUUUGUUAGUGAUAACCAUUGUACUACUGCGUUGGGCUUUCUCCGUGAGAUGUAGCAAUGAUUACAGCAAGAAUGAUUUCCCCGAAGGUUUCGUUUUUGGAUCAGCCUUUUCUGCUUUUCAGGUUUGGGAGCUGACAGCCAUUGGGAACACUACAGUGGUCGCGUUUGAUGUGCUUCCUUGGGGUCUUGAAGGAGUGUUGGAAUACAUAAAGCAUAACUAUGGAAAUCCUCCCAUCUACAUUCUUGAAAACGGUCGGCCUACCAACCACAAUUCAUCGCUUAACGACAUGGGAAGAGUUGAAUACCUUCAUGCUUAUAUCGGUUCCGUGCUUAAAUCAGUGAGGAAUGGCUCAGAUACAAGAGGCUACUUCCAGUGGUCAUUCAUGGACUUGUUCGAGUUUCUCAAUUUCAAGUACACGUAUGGAUUAUACUACGUGAAUUUUAGUGACCCGGAACGUAAAAGAUCUCCCAAAACCUCUGCUUUUUGGUACUCUGCUUUUCUCAAAGGGACGACAAAAGUGCACAAGAACCUCUCCGUAUCUUCUUGUCUUGCUGUCUCUUCUCAGUAAUUAAGAAAUUGACCCGGUUUGGUUCUCUUGCUCAACCCCUGGGAAUUAGUAGCAUUGUUCGACUUCUUUAAA
Capsella rubella is the source of this 651-nucleotide messenger RNA. RefSeq names its product putative beta-glucosidase 5. The coding region runs from base 1 to 579 and encodes 192 amino acids. The transcript is spliced from 5 exons. Lineage: Eukaryota; Viridiplantae; Streptophyta; Magnoliopsida; Brassicales; Brassicaceae. Gene Ontology annotation, molecular function: beta-glucosidase activity. The record is from RefSeq and is a predicted model, not a curated record. Gene Ontology annotation, biological process: carbohydrate metabolic process.